AUGGUAAUCAUUUUUAUUAAUUUUUUAUUAUUAUAUAAUUUUAUAUUGACAAAUCAAGAAUAUAUUAAAAUAAUAAAAUAUCCUAAAAUAUUGUGGAAAUUUGAAAAGGCAGUUGGAUAUGAAAUAUUUAAUAGAAAUUUGACAAUUCAAGAAAUUGAUAAAAAUAAUUAUAUUGUUGAAAAUCCAGAAACAGAAAUAUGUAGAAAAUCUUUUAAUGUUAAUGGCAACAUGAAAGGUAAAUGUGAACGUGGUGGUUCAAGUGGGGAAAAAUUUAAUGAAAUUAUAGAAACAUAUAAAAAAAAUUAUUUAGUUUUCAAGUGCGAGGUAAUUGUUUAUGGUAAUAGUGAAAAUAAAAAUCUUCAAACAGAUAAUUUUUCUAUUUCUCUUACCAUUCAACCUAAGGAAAAAGAAGUUUAUGUUCAUAAAAAAAAUAGCACAGAAAAUUUUUAUAUAAAAUGUCAUAAGAAUCCUAUAAUAAAAGCUGAAAAGACAACAUUAUUUGACGAUUAUAAUAAUGGGCUUCAAGGUACAACAGAAUAUCUUGUAACAGAUGAAGAUAUAUGGAUUGAAAUAUAUUUUUUUCAACUAAAAAAAGAAAUAUUAGAAAAUAUUAAAGUAAUAUGUUAUUAUGAAUAUGAAAAAUAUCGAGAUAUAGGUAAAAUUGAAAUAACACAUACUUUUGAAAUAACAAAUGUUGAUGGAGUAUCAAUUGAAAAUGAUAAAUGGGAAUCUUUUAGACCAAAAGUUAUUGAAGAAGUUAAUUUUGAGUGUGAUUUAAUAGGAAAAUAUUAUAGUAUGAGAUCUUCUAUAUGGUUAAAGCAAUUAUACGUUGAUAAAGGUAUUAAAGUUAAGGAUCCACAAUGGAAACAGGUUGCUAAACAUGGGGAUCCUGAUUUUGAAUUUUCAAGUACUAGAUUAGUGACUAAAAUAAGAUUAAAAAAAGAUUCAAUGGAAGGAAUGCCUAAUAAUGUUCACUCAGUAUGGAGAUUAGCAUUUUUUACAAAUGCUCAAGAUGAUAUUCAAUGCCUUCUAACUUUUGCUACUCCAUUAACAGAAGGAAGUGAUGAAAAAAUCAAUAUUAUUAAAAGUGUUAAUGAUUCUAUGCCUGUUGAAAUGUCUUGUGGAGAAAUUAAUAAUUUACCUUUUAAAUGGUACCAUGAAGAUAAAUUAAUUGAGGAAGAAAAAAUUAAUUCUGAAAAUUCACCAUACUCAUCAAUAUCAAAUAAAUUAAUAUUAAAAGGAUGCAAUGAAAUUACCAUGGGAUCUUAUAUGAUAUUUUCACAAAGUGAUCCCUCAAUUUUUUGUCAUUUUUCUUAUGAAUGUGUAGACAAAUAUUAUAGAAUAGAAGAUUUGGAAAAAAUGUAUAAAGAUAAGAUAAAUUCAUACAAAGAUCCAAAAACUUUGUAUAACACUAAAUUUGAAGAAUAUGGAAUUGAUAAGAAUGAUGAUCCAUAUUUAAUAUAUAGACCAUCUAACAAAAUCAAUGAAAAAUGGUUAUUCAUUUGGAAGAAUCCUUUAAAUAUCAUUUCAAUAAUUAUAUACACAAAAAUAUAUUUAGUUAAUUAUUAUUUUUAA
Strongyloides ratti is the source of this 1575-nucleotide messenger RNA. RefSeq lists its product as hypothetical. The record is from RefSeq and is a predicted model, not a curated record. NCBI's taxonomy places the organism in Eukaryota, Metazoa, Nematoda, Chromadorea, Rhabditida, Strongyloididae. The transcript has 4 exons. Bases 1 to 1575 code for a protein of 524 amino acids.